Opisthorchis viverrini is the source of this 698-nucleotide messenger RNA. RefSeq lists its product as hypothetical. The annotation marks the transcript as partial. Gene Ontology annotation, molecular function: beta-ureidopropionase activity. The record is from RefSeq and is a predicted model, not a curated record. NCBI's taxonomy places the organism in Eukaryota, Metazoa, Platyhelminthes, Trematoda, Opisthorchiida, Opisthorchiidae. The transcript is spliced from 6 exons.
UCUACGUACUAUACGGAAAGUCAGCUGGGACAUCCAGUCUUUGAGACAAAAUAUGGCCGCAUUGCUGUGAACAUUUGUUACGGACGGCAUCAUCCACUCAACUGGCUUAUGUAUGGUCUAAACGGAGCCGAAAUCGUGUUUAAUCCCUGCGCCACAAUCGACACCCUCAGUGAAACACUGUGGCCCAUAGAAGCACGUUGCGCUGCCAUUGCUAACAAUUACUUCACUGUGGCGAUCAACCGCGUUGGGACGGAGACCUUUCCGAAUGAAUUCACCAGUGGUGACACGAAGCCGGGACAUACGGAUUUUGGUCACUUUUUCGGAUCAUCAUAUAUCACCGGCCCGGAUGGCGUCCGUACCCCGGGUCUUGAUCGUAUUCAUAAUGGGCUGCUGAUUGCGGAAGUAGAUCUCAACUCUUGCCGUCAAGUACGAGAUUCCUGGGGCUUUCGUAUGACACAACGACCCGAACUAUAUGCCGAAAGUCUAACGGAGUAUGUGAAGAAGCUACAACAUAAGCACUGAUCCUUCGUUCUUUGGACUUCGAGAUCUGCUGCUCUGUUUGGCAUGACAUCCGUUCCUAGCAGUCCCAACAAUUAGCUUCAACAUAUCUCCACAUGUAAUUUAUUAUCGAUUAUUAUUAUUGAUAACCUUGUCAUAAUUAAUUUUCGGUGCUUGGAUGAAUAAAGCAAUACUCCGAU